Molecule: messenger RNA, 2652 nt
Organism: Arachis stenosperma
Lineage: Eukaryota; Viridiplantae; Streptophyta; Magnoliopsida; Fabales; Fabaceae
Exons: 2
Coding region: 1-2652 (883 amino acids)
Biological process (GO): DNA integration
Molecular function (GO): RNA-DNA hybrid ribonuclease activity; nucleic acid binding
Source: RefSeq, a predicted model, not a curated record
AUGUCGCGGGAGAGGGCAGAGGAGGUGGCCAGGCAGACGGCCAGCCUCCUAGAAGCAGGUUUUAUACGAGAAGUAGACUACUCGACAUGGCUCUCGAAUGUAGUUCUAGUAAAAAAGCACAGCGGCAAAUGGAGAAUGUGCGUAGACUACUCUGACCUUAACAAGGCAUGCCCUAAGGAAUGUUUCCCCCUCCCUAACAUAGACGCGCUCGUCGAUGCUGCAGCGGGCUACCGUUAUCUGAGCUUCAUGGACGCCCACUCCGGCUACAACCAGAUACCGAUGCACCGACCAGACGAAGACAAGACGGCGUUUAUAACGCCGGGGGGAACCUUCUAUUAUAAGGUGAUGCCAUUCGGCCUAAAAAACGCAGGGGCAACAUACCAAAGGCUGAUGAACAAGAUAUUCCGCGACCUCGUAGGAAAGACAGUGGAAGUCUAUGUAGACGACAUCCUCGCGAAAACAACGCGACUCGACGACCUCUUGAAUGACCUGGCGAAAGUGUUCGCGUCUCUCCGACAACACGGCAUGAGGCUCAAUCCCCUCAAAUGUGCCUUCGCCAUGGAAGCUGGAAAGGAUAGCGUUCGAAUGGACGCCCGCAUGCGAGGAAGCCUUUCGGCACUUCAAGGAAAUCCUAGCGGCACCCCCUGUGCUCGGGAAGCCAAAGGACGGGGAACCAUUAUAUCUAUACCUCGCCAUAACAGGAGAAGCCCUGGCCGCAGUUCUAGUGCGAGAAGAAGGGAGGGCUCAACAACCAGUCUAUUUCUUGAGCAGAGCCCUGCAAGGGGCAGAAUUAAGGUACAGCAAACUGGAAAAGCUAGCUCUGGCACUCUUGACCUCCUCACGGAGGUUAAGGCAAUACUUCCAAGGUCACCAGGUUGUCGUAAGAACGGACCAGGAAAUCGACAAGUACUUCAGAAACCCGAUUUGGCGGGAAGGAUGAUGGCUUGGUCCAUUGAACUUUCCCAAUACGACAUACGAUACGAACCCCGGCAAGCCAUUAAGGCGCAGGCAAUGGCAGAUUUUCUAGUAGAAGUAACGGGAGACCUAACCGAAGAAACGAGCACACGGUGGAAGCUCCACGUGGACGGAGCCUCCAACCAGACGUCCGGGGGCGCCGGGAUCAUCCUGGAAAGCCCGGUUGGAGUCGUAUAUGAGCAGUCGAUCAGGUUCGAAUUCCCCGUUUCGAACAACCAGGCAGAAUACGAAGCCCUCAUAGGGGGCUUAACCCUAGCAGCGGAAGUCAGAGCAACAAGGCUGGAAAUAUGCAGCGAUUUGCAGGUCGUCACCUCCCAGGUAAACGGGAGCUAUCAAGCCAAAGACUCAUUAUUACAAAAGUACUUGGAAAAAGUCAAGGAUUUAUGCCAAAAGUUUGAGGAGGUCACGAUCCACCACGUGCCCAGAGAAAGGAACACACGGGCAGAUCUCCUAUCAAAGUUGGCCAGCACUAAAGCGGGAGAAGGCAACCGGUCUCUCAUCCAAGGUAUGACGAGGGAGCCGGCGGUCACCCUGCAUCUAUCAAGGCUGGGUUCUUCAUGGCUAGACCCCAUCACCAGCUUCUUAGAAAAUGGCAAACUCCCCGACGACGAAAAGGGUGCCGCGAAAUUGAGAAGGGAAGCAGCCAAAUACGCGGUCAUUCAGGGACAGCUAUUCAAGAAAGGGCUCAACCAGCCCCUACUGAAAUGCUUACAUCCCGACCAGACGGACUACGUCCUCAGGGAAGUCCAUGAAUGCUGCUGCGGACACCACAUAGGGGGCAAAGCCUUAGCAAGAAAGUUAAUCCGAGCUGGAUACUAUUGGCCGUCGAUGAUGGCAGACUUUAAAGAAUUCGUCAGAAAAUGUGUCAAGUGUCAAGAGAACGCCAAUUUCCACAAGGCACCGGCCUCCGAGUUAAGCUUGUUAACGUCCUCCCGACCAUUCUCGCAAUGGGGAGUCGAUCUCUUGGGGCCCUUCCCAGUCGGUCCCGGGCAAGUCAAGUAUUUCAUAGUCGCCAUUGACUACUACACCAAAUGGAUAGAGGCCGAGCCGCUAGCCAGCAUAUCCUCAUCCAAUUGCAGGAAAUUCAUGUGGAGGCAGGUGAUAACGCGAUUCGGGAUUCCAGAAGUCGUUAUCUCGGACAAUGGCACACAGUUUACCGACAAGAAGUUCACGGAGUUCCUCACCGGCUUGGGUAUAAGACAGAAGUUCUCCUCGGUAGAGCACCCCCAAACAAACGGACAGGUGGAGUCCGCGAACAAGAUUAUCCUAUUAGGGCUCAAGAAGCGAUUGGAUAAUAAAAAAGGUGCUUGGACCGACGAGCUAGCCUCGGUCCUCUGGUCUUACCGAACAACUGAACAGUCUUCCACCAAGGAGACUCCUUUCCGACUGACAUACGGGUUAGAUGCGGUAAUACCCGUGGAAAUCGGGGAACCGAGCCCCCGGCUACUUUUGAAAAGAGUGGAGGAAGCCGUGGAGAAGGACCUAAUAGAUGAAGCCAGAGAAAUGGCCCAUUUGACGGAGACAGCGCUAAAACAAAGAAUGGCCCUGCGCUACAACACCAAAGUGCUCAAAAGGGAGUUUGAACCAAACGAUCUCGUCCUAAGGCGUAACGACAUCGGCUCGCCGACCCCUGGAGCAGGCAAGCUGGCGGCAAACUGGGAAGGCCCUAUAGAAUAA